Molecule: messenger RNA, 2240 nt
Organism: Lactuca saligna
Lineage: Eukaryota; Viridiplantae; Streptophyta; Magnoliopsida; Asterales; Asteraceae
Source: the annotation of a GenBank genome assembly
AUGAUUAUACCGUGGCAUGAGGACUAUUCAUUUCAAUCUGUUGACUUUGAAUUUCAUCCCAUCCUUCCUUCAUUAAAAUCUCAGCCUACUUUAACUUUAUCCUGGAUAAAAAUGGUGAACUCCAUGGUGGGAAGAGCCACAAGCGACAUGCUUAUAGGUCCUGAUUGGGCCAUGAAUAUUGAGAUCUGUGAUAUCUGCAACCAUGAUCCUGUGCAAGCUAAGGAAGUUGUAAAAGGCAUAAAAAAGCGUCUAGGAAGCAGGAAUCCAAAAGUCCAACUUCUUGCUUUAACACUAUUGGAAACAAUCGUGAAGAAUUGUGGCGAUUUUGUUCAUAUGCAUGUAGCUGAAAGAGAUGUUCUUAAUGAGAUGGUGAAAAUAGUGAAAAAGAAGCCUGAUUUUCAUGUUAAAGAGAAGAUAUUAGUUCUAAUAGAUACAUGGCAAGAAGCUUUUGGAGGGUCAAGAGCAAGGUAUCCACAAUACUAUGCAGCAUACCAUGAGUUACUGCGUUUAGGGGCUGUAUUUCCACAAAAAUCUGAGAGAGCGACACCUGUCUUUACACCCCCACAAACACAACCUCUAUCACAAUAUCCACAUGACACGCGUAAUCUUGAAAAUGGAAAUGAAGCAACCGCGUCUUCCGUAGAGGCUGAGUUUCCAACCUUGAGCUUGACAGAAAUGCAAAAUGCACGUGGUAUCAUGGAUGUCCUUUCAGAAAUGCUGACUGCAAUAGAUCCAGGAAAGAAAGAGGGGCUUAGGCAAGAGGUUAUUGUAGACUUGGUGGAACAAUGUCGUACAUACAAAAGAAGAGUGGUCCACUUGGUCAACUCUACUUCGGAUGAAUCACUAUUAUGUCAAGGAUUAGCGAUAAAUGAUGAUUUAGAACGAGUUUUAAGCAAACAUGAAGCACUUCUUACAGGAAUUCCUCUUUCAUCUGAAAAGUCAAAGCCUGAAACUAGUCAAACUAAAGCAUUAGUACCUGUUGAUGCUCCUCUUAUUGAUGCAACAGAAACCAAACAAAAAGCAUCUGUUAGUGGUGGAUUAGAUUUGAUAUCACUUGCUCCUAUAACAACUAAUGGGACAUCAACAACAACUCCAACUAGAGUUGACCCUAAGUUUGACCUUUUGAGUGGAGAUGAUUUCAACUCACCGACAGCUGGCAACAAUCUAGCGAUUGUACCCGUGGGUUCACCGCAACCCGCUACACCUGUUUCACAGCAGAACGCACUCGCCCUUGUUGAUAUGUUUUCACUAAAUAACAAUUCUUCUUCUACUCAAAUCCAACAACCUCAAAACAUGCCACCUCAGCAACCUGGGUUUUAUCAAAAUGGAAAUUCUGGUUAUAGUCAAGGGUCAAAUCCUGCAUGGAAUGGUGGUGGAAGUGGAAGUGGCGGUGGACUGCCGCCACCGCCAUGGGAAGCUCAGCCUGCCGACAACAACCAAUCAGGCGGCGGCCAGCAAUAUUCUCAGCCUCAAAAUUUACAAUCCGCCGGAAACAGCAAUAUCCAGGCGAUGCCGCCAAUGCAACAAUUCUCAGGCAGCCAUAUGCCGCCAGUGAACCACCAGCCGGUGUAUAAUCAGUUUCCUCAACCACAAUUCCAAGGAGGUGUAGCUCCACCACAGCAGCAAAUGGCUUACUUGAAUCCUCAACAAAUGGCUCAGCAAAUGGCUCAACAAAUGUAUAUUAACCAAAUGGGACAAGCCUAUGGCGGUGGUGGUGGUGGUUAUGGUGGUGGUGGUGGCGGUUAUGGUGGUGGUGGUGGAUAUGGGUAUGGGUAUGGAUACGGGCAGCAACAAAAUGCACAGUAUAUUGAUCAGAGAAUGGCGGGGAUGUCUGUGAGAGAUGACAGUUAUCUGAACAGCACUGUGUACACUGGGCCUUCAAUGGCGAAUGCGUCCUAUGUGCAUGUGCCAUCUGGCAAGCCUACAAAGGCAGAAGAUAAGCUGUUUGGAGAUUUGGUUGACUUUGCAAAAGUCAAACCUAAAACGACACCUGGUAGAACCGGGAGUAUGUGACCUUAUCUAUAUAUAUGUUGUUUGGGUUUGAUAAAUUGUAUUUUUUUUUUUUUGAGAAAUAAUUCUUAUUUUGGGGUUUAUAUUUGUAUGCAAUUAUUUUUUGAGUUUAUGUACAUUAUGUGAUGGAACUUGAAGAAGUUUUUCUUCCUGAGAAAGUCUAUAUGUAUAUUGUUGUGCUUUGUUCGGGAUUGCCAAUUAUCUACAUUUUUUUAUGACAUCAAAAUCAC